AUGUCGGAGCCCGACUUAUCUCCAGAGCAAAGCCGCUCUUUACACGAGCGGAUCUUCAACAUCUUCCGUACCGCUCCACCGACCAACGCUGCCCCGACCAGCGCUCCCCGUCAAUUAGCAGGACCCGACAAAAAUGGAGGUUCUGCUGCGCCCUACACUCCUGGAGAGACGUCUCGUCUGCUGGAGUCAUAUGAUAGCCAUGAACCCGCCUGCGGCCUGAGAGGCUCUUGCGACCACGGCACUUUCUCCCCCAGACUGGAACGUGAUGAAGCUUGGGGUAUAGCAUCCUUGAACGAUGUUGGCAUGGCGGGACCCCCUGGCCGGGAUCCCUCCGGCGACGGUGAUUCUACUCAAGGACCGGAGAAUAUCCCCUCAAUGGAAUCAUCCGUUUCAGCAUUUCCCAUGAAGAAUCGCAAAUCUUUAUAUAUAUCCUACUACAUUCCGUUUUUUAACUGGAUCACUCAAUACCGCCUAUCCUUCCUGCGAGGAGACUUGAUUUCGGCAAUGACCAUCGCGUCGAUUUAUAUCCCCAUGGCGCUCUCCUUGUCAUCCAACCUUGCGCAUGCGCCUCCGAUCAACGGCCUUUACUCUUUCGUGUUCAACCCGCUGAUUUACGCCAUCCUGGGCAGCAGCCCUCUGCUCGUCGUUGGCCCCGAAGCGGCCGGCUCUUUGCUGACUGGUACGAUCGUCAAAGCGAGUGUGAGCCAGGGUCUAUCGAAAGAAGAGGACGAAGCCGCAAGCGCCUUGAUUGUCGGAAUAGCCACGGCAAUGGCAGGCGCCAUGAUCUUGAUUGCCGGUCUCACUCGGCUAGGAUUUCUGGACAAUGUGCUGAGUCGACCGUUCUUGCGGGGGUUCAUUACCGCCAUCGGUUUUGUGAUCUUUGUGGACCAGCUCAUUCCCGAGGCCGGGCUCGCCGAGCUGGCCAAAGAUGCUGCCGUGAGCCAUGGAACCACGGUGGAGAAGCUGGUCUUCUUUGUCAGGAAUAUAAGCAAGUGUCACGGCCUUACAGCUGCGGUGUCCUUCACCAGCUUCGCUAUAAUUAUGGUGUUCCGAACUCUCAAAAAGCUGCUCCAGCCACGAUACCCCCUCGUCGCCUAUUUCCCGGAUCGUAUCCUCGUGGUCAUCAUCUCCGCCAUUCUAACAUGGCACCUUGGCUGGGACAAGCAGGGCCUUGAGAUCCUGGGUCCGACCAAGAACACCGCCAACGGCGUCUUCGCGUUCAAAUGGCCCUUCCAGUUCAGUCACAUGAAGCAUGUGCGCACCGCACUGAGCACGUCCUUCAUCAUCGCGUUGCUCGGCUUCUUCGAGUCCUCCGUCGCCGCCAAGGGACUCGGCAAUGCUCGUCAGGCCGGUGUCCAGGGCAUGGCUGUCAGCGCGAACCGAGAGAUGGUGGCCCUGGGCGUUGCCAAUGUCGUCGGCGGUUGUUUCAUGGCUCUGCCGGCCUUCGGAGGCUACGGGAGAAGCAAAGUCAAUGCGUCUACUGGCGCCCGGUCUCCGAUGAGUAGUAUCCUGCUGAGUCUCAUCACGUUCAUCUCUAUCAUGGUUCUUUUGCCGUAUCUAUAUUAUCUUCCGAAAGCUGUUCUAUCCGCUAUGAUCUCUGUCGUCGCAUUCAGCCUUAUCGAGGAGUGUCCGCAUGACCUCGCCUUCUUUAUACGUCUGCGCGGAUGGACCGAAUUAACACUGAUGGUUCUCAUUUUCGUCUCGACUAUCUUCUAUUCUUUGGAACUGGGAAUCGCCCUCGGUAUCGGUCUCUCCAUCCUCAUUCUCAUCCGCCACUCCACCCAACCUCGAAUCCAAAUCCUCGGAAAAGUCGCCGGCACGUCCGACCGGUUUGAGAACGCUGAAUUGCACCCCGAAAAGGUGGAACUGGUCGAGAGCGCGCUGAUCGUGAAGAUCCCCGAGCCGCUCACCUUCGCCAACACGGGAGACCUCAAGAACCGCCUGCGUCGACUGGAGAUGUACGGUACCAACCGCGCACACCCAUCCCUGCCUCGGAUGCGACCCGCCGAGCACAACAAGAACCUCAUCUUCGACGUGCACGGAGUCACGAGCGUCGACGGCUCCGGGACGCAGGUGCUCUUCGAGAUCGUUGACGAGUACGCCGAACAGGGCGUCAGGGUCUUCUUCUGCCGUCUGCCCAACCGCGACGUCUUCCGGAUGUUCGAGAGAAGCGGGAUUGUGGACCGCUGUGGCGGAAUGUCUCAUUUCGUUUCCCGCGUGGAUGAGGCGCUCAGGCUUGCGGAAUCGGAAGAUCGAGGAUUGACUGCCUAA
Molecule: messenger RNA, 2271 nt
Organism: Aspergillus steynii IBT 23096
Lineage: Eukaryota; Fungi; Ascomycota; Eurotiomycetes; Eurotiales; Aspergillaceae
Product: SulP family inorganic anion transporter
Exons: 4
Coding region: 1-2271 (756 amino acids)
Biological process (GO): transmembrane transport
Cellular component (GO): membrane
Molecular function (GO): sulfate transmembrane transporter activity
Source: RefSeq, a predicted model, not a curated record